This is a messenger RNA of Austrofundulus limnaeus, 2173 nucleotides long. RefSeq names its product malic enzyme 1, NADP(+)-dependent, cytosolic (gene me1). Lineage: Eukaryota; Metazoa; Chordata; Actinopteri; Cyprinodontiformes; Rivulidae. Gene Ontology annotation, cellular component: mitochondrion. Gene Ontology annotation, biological process: malate metabolic process; pyruvate metabolic process. Gene Ontology annotation, molecular function: malate dehydrogenase (decarboxylating) (NADP+) activity; NAD binding. The record is from RefSeq and is a predicted model, not a curated record.
UCGCUGUAUUUAAAGAGGCGGCAGCAACAUGGCUCGCGGGCUUGUCAGGCGCGAGUCGGUGGAAACGGAGAUGCACAAAUCCGAGGACAAAGCGACAACUUUCGUUUUCACCAAGAAGAGGGGCUACGAUGUUACCCGAACCCCCCACCUGAACAAGGGAUUGGCUUUUUCCUUGGAGGAGCGUCUCCAGUUGGGAAUCCAUGGCCUUCUGCCUCCAUGCUUUAUAAGUCAAGACGUCCAGCUGCUCCGCGUCCUCAAAAACUACGACAUGACGAGAGAUGACCUUGACAGAUAUGUGUUCCUGAUGGGGCUUCAGGAUCGCAACGAGAAGCUCUUCUAUCGGUUUAUUACAUCAGACGUUGAGAGGUUUAUGCCCAUCAUUUACACUCCAACUGUGGGCCUGGCCUGCCAGCAGUAUGGCCUCAUCUUUAGAAGACCGAGGGGACUCUUCAUCACUAUCCACGACAAAGGCCACAUAUCUUCAAUCCUCCAAAACUGGCCGGAAAAAAACAUCAAGGCAGUGUGUGUGACGGAUGGAGAGAGGAUCCUUGGACUGGGGGAUCUGGGAUGCAAUGGCAUGGGCAUCCCUGUUGGAAAGCUGGCUCUGUACACAGCCUGCGGAGGCAUGUCGCCACAGCAGUGCCUGCCCGUCAUGCUGGAUGUCGGCACAGAUAAUGAGGCACUGCUAAAAGAUCCCCUGUACAUCGGACUGAGGCACAAGAGGGUUCGAGGCCAGGCCUACGAUGACCUGCUAGAUGAAUUUAUGACGGCAGUUUCAGACAGGUAUGGAAUAGACUGUCUGAUUCAGUUUGAGGACUUUGCAAACGUCAACGCUUUCCGUUUGCUGAGCAAGUAUCGUAACAAGUUCUGCACGUUCAACGAUGACAUUCAAGGCACAGCUGCAGUAGCUGUAGCUGGACUCCUGGCUGCCCUCCGGAUCACCAGAAGCAAAAUGUGUGACCACACCAUUGUGUUCCAAGGGGCAGGAGAGGCUGCGAUGGGCAUCGCUGAGUUGAUCACCAUGGCCAUGGAGAAGGAGGGACUUACCAAGGAGGAGAGUUUGAAGAAAAUCUGGAUGGUCGAUUCGAAGGGACUCAUUGUUAAGGGUCGAGACCACCUGACUCACGAGAAGCAGGUGUUUGCUCAUGAACAUCCUCAGAUGAAAAGUUUAGAAGAAGUGGUCAGAGAGCUGAAACCCACCGCUAUCAUUGGUGUGGCAGCUGUUGCUGGAGCCUUCUCUGAGCAGAUCAUCAGGGACAUGGCUUCCUUUAAUGAACGCCCAAUCAUCUUUGCUCUCAGCAACCCAACCAGCAAGGCUGAAUGUACAGCAGAACAGUGCUACACGUACACAGAGGGCCGUGCCAUUUUUGCUAGCGGCAGUCCGUUUGACCCUGUCACCCUGCCUGAUGGGAGGACGUUUUUCCCUGGUCAGGGCAACAAUGCCUACAUCUUCCCCGGUGUGGGCUUGGGUGUCACUGCUUGCACUUUACCACAUAUUACUGAGGACAUCUUCUUGACUGCAGCAGAGGCUCUAGCUCAGUUGGUGACGGAGAAAGACCUGGCAGAGGGAAGACUUUAUCCUCCUCUCAGCUCCAUCAGGGACGUUUCUCUUAAACUGGCCGUUAAGAUUGUGGAGUAUGCGUAUGAGCACAACAUGGCCACACUUCGCCCGGAGCCAUCAGACAAAGCAGCCUACGUUCACUCCAUCUGCUACAGCACUGACUAUGAUGACUUUGGUGUUGACUCAUACUGCUGGCCUGAGGACUGUGUGACUGUGCAGUCAUGUAAACUUUGAUCCUCCAGACACAGAAACUACAAGAGCACUGAAAUAUGCAAAGUAACUACUGAUGUGCAAUGUUAUCUGAAGACAAGAUGCUGGGAGGGGAGAGGGGAGCAUGGCCACAGGGGGGUCUGUGUACAAAAUUUACCCACUAAUAUAUUCCUAUACUUUCAAAUGAAUACUGACAACACAAGAAAGAUCAGUUAGCAGAAUCGUAAWGAAUUGCACAAAUGGGUUUCACAUUACUUUAAAGUGAAAUAUCUGGGGAAGGUGUUUUUGGAGGUUAAUGUUGAUUGUACUGUGAUAGACAUUCACUUUAAGCCUGUGUCUACAAAAUCUAAAAAAAAAAAACUCUUGCCAAAUAAAGUUUUGAUUAAAUUUCCUAAUUCCUGA